Molecule: messenger RNA, 991 nt
Organism: Suncus etruscus (white-toothed pygmy shrew)
Lineage: Eukaryota; Metazoa; Chordata; Mammalia; Eulipotyphla; Soricidae
Product: zinc finger protein 85-like
Exons: 3
Coding region: 80-991 (303 amino acids)
Biological process (GO): regulation of transcription by RNA polymerase II
Cellular component (GO): nucleus
Molecular function (GO): DNA-binding transcription factor activity, RNA polymerase II-specific; RNA polymerase II cis-regulatory region sequence-specific DNA binding
Source: RefSeq, a predicted model, not a curated record
AAUUCAUACAGGAGAGAAGCCUUAUUCAUGUCAGGAGUGUGGAAAGGCAUUUGCUCAAUCCUCAGUCCUUAAGACACACAUGAAUGUUCAUACAGGAGAGAAGCCUUAUUCAUGUCAGGAGUGUGGAAAGGCAUUUGCUCAAUCCUCAAGCCUUUUUGAACACAUGAAAAUUCAUACAGGAGAGAAGCCUUAUUCAUGUCAGGAGUGUGGAAAGGCAUUUGCUCGAUCCUCAAGUCUUUCUGUUCAUAUGAAAAUUCAUACAGGAGAGAAGCCUUAUUCAUGUCAGGAGUGUGGAAAGGCAUUUGCUCUAUCCUCAGACCUUAACAAACACAUGAAAGUUCAUACAGGAGAGAAGCCUUAUUCAUGUCAGGAGUGUGGAAAGGCAUUUGCUCGAUCCUCAAGCCUUUCUGUUCACAUGAAAAUUCAUACAGGAGAGAAGCCUUAUUCAUGUCAUGAGUGUGGAAAGGCAUUUGCGCUGUCCUCAGUCCUUAACACGCACAUGAAAAUUCAUACAGGAGAGAAGCCUUAUUCAUGUCAAGAGUGUGGAAAGGCAUUUGCUAUAUUCUCAAAUCUUAACAAACACAUGAAAAUUCAUACAGGAGAAAAGCCUUAUUCAUGUAAGGAAUGUGGCAAGGCAUUUGCUCAAUCCUCAGACCUUAACACACACAUGAAAAUUCAUACAGGAGAGAAGCCUUAUUCAUGUCAGGAGUGUGGAAAGGCAUUUGCUCAAUUCUCAUAUCUUAACAAACACAUGAAAAUUCAUACCGGAGAAAAGCCUUAUUCAUGUCAGGAGUGUGGAAAGGCAUUUGCUCACUCCUCAGCCCUUAACGUACACAAGAAAAUUCAUACAGGAUACAUGAAUAUUCAUGGAGAGAAGCCUUAUUUGGAUUGUAGCAAAGCCUUCAAUAAAUCUGAAGACAUUAAAAUUUAUAUAGGAGAUAAGCCAUAUUCAUAUCAGGAAUGUGGGGAGGCAUUUAAUCAUGCCUCAUAA